UCAGACGGAAGUUGAUUUAUUUAGCGGCUGUUUCAUGCAGCCUGAGCAUCUCAAGCACUGCGCUCCUUCAUCUGCGACUGGCCGCCUGGACACCCUCAUCAUCAUCACCCUCAUCCCCAGCAGCAGCAGCAGCAGCAGCUCCAGCAGCAGCAGCUCCAGCUGCAGCAGCGUCCUCCGGGCUGCGGCUCUCCAGUUCCCCUCGCCGCGCAUGAUGCCGCCGCGCUGCCGCCCAGCGGGGACCGUCUGCCGGGUUUAGGAUCUCCGCGGCUCUUCAGCAGCAGGAAGAGAAGAGAAAAGAGAAUCUUCAUCCUCGUCUUUCCGACUUUCGUCCGACUUUGUGGAGCAGAAACAUGGAGGCCAGAGGGAAGUACGACUUCACCGCCACGGGGGACGACGAGCUCAGCUUCAGGAAGAACGACAUCCUGAAGAUCAUAAACCUGGAGGACGAUUGGUGCAAGGCUGAGAUGAACGGACAGGAAGGAUACAUCCCUAAAAACUACAUCGACCUACAGACUCCAGAUUGGUUCAAGGAAGACGCCAGCCGCAGCCAGGCGGAGGAGCUGCUGAGGCACAAAACGGUCGGAGACUUCGUGAUCCGAGGAUGUCAGAGUUCGCCGGGAGACUUCUCCAUCUCCGUCAAACAUGAGAACGACGUUCAGCACUUCAAGGUGAUGCGGGACAACAAGGGCCAGUACUUCCUGUGGUCUGAGAAGUUCACGUCUCUCAACAAGCUGGUGGACUUUUAUAAAACCACGUCCAUCUCCAAAACCAGACAGAUCUACCUCCAAGAUGGCUGCCAGGAGGGCAGGAGCCCCCCGGGCCCCCAGGUGAAGAGAGGAAGUUUGCCUGAGCAUCGAAACUCUGCUGCAGCCGUCGCCGCAGCGCCGCGCCGCGCCUCCGACCAGCCGUUCAGCCAGAUGGCUAAACGUUCCGGCUUCGAGGAGCGAGCGCACACCAUCGGACACACAGGCCGCAGCAGCCCCAUCAGCUCGGCCUGCCCGCCUCGCCGCACCUCUGAAACCAUGCCUCUGCCCACGAGGGCCGGCGUCGUCCAGGUGAGGGCGCUGUACGACUUCACGGCGGAGGAAGAUGACGAGCUGGGCUUCUGUGCCGGUGACAUCAUCGAGGUUUUGGAUCGCUCAGACCAGGCGUGGUGGAGAGGACGGCUGCGGGGUCAGAGCGGCUUGUUUCCUGCUAACCACACGGCUCUGAUCUGAGGAGCCAAAGCGCCACCUGCAGGCCGGGCUGCAGCAGCGGCUGCAGGCCGGGCUGCAGCGCCACCUGCAGGCCGGGCUGCAGCGGCGGCAGCUGCGUCUCUAAAAGCUUCGCCAGCCGGCGAGGCGACUUCGGGUCGAACAUUUCCUUCUGGCCUGCAGGAGGUUCUAAACAGGAAGUGCUGCAGAAGCCAUGUUUUUACCGUUUGUAUUAUAACGCGGCUGCAGGUAUUUAUUGAUGGAUGCUUGUUGGCCGAUCAGUCAACUCUUCUGCUCACAUUUUACAGUAAAAUCAUUUGAUCAUUAAAAUUCACUGAAGAGAAACUUUGUUACUAUUCAUCUCCUGAUGUUUCCUUAUGAACUUCUGUUUUAUCAUUUAUUAUUCUUCUGCCUCACUGAGCUGCAUAAAUAUAGCAAAAACUGAAUAAGGCAAAAUGGAACGGGUGGUUUUCAAAAUAAAAGCUGCACAGGUUGAAUAGUUAGUUCUUGUGCUGCUUCAUGUUUACAAGUUUCCACAUUUCAGUAAAGAAGUACAGAAAAAACAUUUUGCUGCUUCGUGACGUCAUGUUGUCAGUUUUUCUUCUUAAAUAAAAGUUUUCCAGAGUUUUAUUGAAUUAUUUACACUGUGAGAAAUUUAUAAAUAAGAUCGGCUCAUUUCACCUGCACUGGAUUCAUUUAUAGCUUCUCUAUUAAUAAAACAUUUUUCCUUA
Poeciliopsis prolifica (blackstripe livebearer) is the source of this 1924-nucleotide messenger RNA. It is a transcript of the gene grap2a, whose product is annotated as GRB2 related adaptor protein 2a. Bases 351 to 1217 code for a protein of 288 amino acids. The record is from RefSeq and is a predicted model, not a curated record. The transcript has 8 exons. Gene Ontology annotation, molecular function: protein binding. NCBI's taxonomy places the organism in Eukaryota, Metazoa, Chordata, Actinopteri, Cyprinodontiformes, Poeciliidae.